Molecule: messenger RNA, 3096 nt
Organism: Mercurialis annua (annual mercury)
Lineage: Eukaryota; Viridiplantae; Streptophyta; Magnoliopsida; Malpighiales; Euphorbiaceae
Product: receptor-like protein 6
Exons: 1
Coding region: 59-2887 (942 amino acids)
Molecular function (GO): protein binding
Source: RefSeq, a predicted model, not a curated record
UGUUCCAGUUGGAUUCUCAUAACAAUAUUUCUAAAGUGAGAAGAUCAUCUUUUUGGCUAUGAAGUUCUCUUAUUUUGCACAACUGUUGGUAUUAUAUAAUUUGGCAGCAUUUAUACCCUCAUUUUCUUCUUCUUCUUUUUCUUUUUCUUCUUCUAUAAAGCAUCGCUGCCACGAUAACGAGAGGUCCGCAUUGCUGCAAUUCAAAAAUAGCUUUUUGAGUACCAACAAUUGCUAUGAUCAGUAUUAUUCGAAAGUUGAAUCAUGGAAAUUGGUGGAUGGAGAAAGUUCUGGUGAUUGCUGCACAUGGGACGGUGUAGAGUGCGACGAUAGAACCAACCAUGUCAUUGGCUUGGACCUCACUGACAGUUGCAUCUCUGCUUCUAUCAGCUCCAACUCCACCCUCUUUGACCUUGUCCACCUUCAAACACUUAACCUCGCCUAUAAUAUCUUCUUCCAGUCACAAAUACCGUCACGAAUAGGCGAACUCUCAAGUCUAACUUAUCUGAAUCUCUCUUGUUCAGGAUUUUCAGGCCAAAUCCCAAAACAGCUUCUUAAUCUAACCAAAUUGGUCUCUCUCGAUCUAUCUGAUAUCUAUGGUCUCAUUGGUCUGAACCUCCACAAGCCUAGUUUUAAUGAUAUGGUUGGACAAUUGACCAGUUUGAAGGAACUUCAUCUCUCAAGUGUCAACAUUUCUUCAAAGGUUCCAGAGCUACUCUCAAAUUUUUCAUCUUUAGAAUCUCUGCGGCUUGACUCGUGUGGUUUGACGGGUGAAUUUCCUGCUGCUAUCUUCCAACUCCCAAAUCUGAAAAUACUUGAUCUGACUUCCAACCCAGAUCUUAAAACUGACUUGCCGAGUUUUCAAUUCGGGAGACCCCUAAAGACAUUGAAGCUCUCUACAGAACAUGUGCCUAUUUCAAUUGGAAAUCUUAUCUACAUGGAAGAGCUUCACUUAUCUGACUGCACUUUCACACCUUCCUCCAUUGAAAACCUUGUCCACUUGAAAUUUCUCUUCAUCUGGAAUUGCACCUUCACCGGUCAAAUUCCACCCACAUUCAGUAAUUUUACGAAGCUUGUGCGCUUGGUACUCUCAUAUAAUGACUUCGGCAUUUACACUCCAACUACUUCUUCAUUUAGCUGGAUCGGUGAGCUCACUAGACUCACUUAUUUGUCCUUGAGCAUAAUCAAUAUGAAUGGUGAGAUACCGUCUUCUUGGUUCAUGAAUCUCACCCAACUUUCUUCUCUGCAAAUGUCUGAUAAUCAACUUACAGGUCCACUUCCACAAGCCCUUAUGAAUCUCACCAAACUUGAGUGGUUAGAUUUAUCAACUAACCAAUUAUCUGGUCCGAUUCCGUUCCAAAUUGGCCAUCUUACCUCUCUGUUUUUCUUGGACCUUUCAUUUAAUAAAUUAGAUGGAGGGAUUCCUACAAGUUUUUCUCAUCUCAACAAUCUUGAAAGGCUUGAACUUAAUUCAAAUAAGUUGACUGGCACAUUGAAAUUCACUGUAUUCUCUGAGCUAAAAAACUUAGGUUAUUUGGAUUUAUCAAAUAAUUCUUUAUCAUUGACCACCAAAACUAGAUCAAAUGUCAGCUUCCAACGUCUCAGAGAUUUAAAUCUGGGAUCAUGCAAUUUAUCUGAGUUUCCUAGCUUUUUACAUCAUCAAUUAGAUUUUUUGGUUAGUCUAAACCUUUCCAGCAACAAAAUGUCAGGUGAACUCUCACCUUCCAUUUGCAAUUUAAAUUCCCUUCAAGUGCUUGAUUUAUCCUUCAAUAAUUUAAGCGGUCAGCUUCCCCGUUGUUUAGGAAAUUUUAGUGAUUCUUUAUCAGUGUUGAAUCUUAAAGGAAAUAGCUUUCACGGAACCAUUCCGUCACUGUGGAAAAAUGCGUGUCAGCUGAAAAUGAUUGGUAUGAGUCACAAUAAAUUACAAGGUCCACUACCAAAAUCUUUAGGGAAUUGUUCAUUGUUAAAGAUGGUUGAUUUUGGAAGCAAUCAAAUUAUUGAUGUUUUCCCCUCUUGGUUCGGCAGUCUUCCCAACUUGCAAAUUUUGAUUUUAAGGUCUAAUAAUUUUUACGGUACAGUAGAAAAUUCAGUUGCCACUGGAUUCUCCAACCUUCGAGUCAUUGACUUGUCUCUUAAUCAGUUCAGUGGAAAGCUUCAGUCCAAAUUGCUUUACAAUUGGAAUGCCAUGAAAGUCAGCAACGCAAGCCACAUGACAUACAUGCGGGAUAAUAUAGAUCCAUCUUAUUUGAUGCAGUAUGAUUACUCGAUGACAUUGUACAAUAAAGGUUUGGAAAUGAAUUACAUGAAAAUUCCUGAUAUACUAGUGACCAUUGAUUUCUCCAACAACAAAUUCGAAGGAGAGAUUCCAGAUAUCAUUGGAAAUCUUAAAGGCCUUCAAUUGCUAAACCUUUCUGGCAACAUUCUUCAAGGUCCGAUACCAUCUUCUCUGGCAAAUCUGAAGGCAUUAGAAUGUUUGGAUCUUUCUUCAAACCAGCUCUCCGGACAGAUUCCUACGCAGCUGACAGAAAUCACUGCCCUUUCGUCAUUUGAUGUGUCGUUCAACCAACUUUCAGGACCUAUACCGCAGGGAAAUCAAUUUUGUAAUUUUGAAUCCAAAUCAUAUGAAGGGAAUCCAAGUUUGUGGGUCGACACUUGGACAAAGCAAUGUGGAAAUUUCAAAUCCGCGACAGGUUCUGUACCUCCAUCAUUUACAGAAUUAGAAGCAUCCACAGACUCAGAAUUCAAAAUAAAUUGGAUUGUAGUUUCAAUGGGGUAUGCAAGCGGGAUGGUGAUCGGAGUAGUUGGCGGGAACGAGUUUGCUAGAAGAAAACAACACUGGUUUGCAAAAAGAAUGAAAAAGAAAAGUAAGAGGCAAGCAAAGAGAAGAUAAGAAACUAAUUUUUCUGGCAGUCUGAUAUAGUUUUAGUUCGUACUAUCAUCAGUUUCUGUUAUUGUUUUUGUUCUUAUUUUGAAAGCCCAAACUCUUUUUCCAGUUAUGUAAGCAAAUACAUAACCUUUCAAUGUUAAUGUAUAAUUAUACAUAUAAGGCCAAUGCAUUAUAGAUUCUGAAUAUUCAGUAAAACAAAAUCAAGUUUGGUA